UGUGUAAGAUGGUGCAAAUAAAACACUUCAUGUAUAUUUCGGGAACACAAAUAAAUAAACAUAAAAUAUAACGGAAUUUUACAGUACACAUAUGUGGCUAACAAAAUUGUUUCAGUAAUACGCAAAAUAUCUCAGUGAGUGGAGUCAGUCGUUGUAUCUACAAAUUUGUUCAACUGGUAAAUUCUCCUCUCAAUCUAGCUUCUUCAUAACAAAUGUCUUGUACACACUUUAACAUGCUUGAAAAGAGACAUCUGACAUAAGUAGUUAUUCCAAAACUAGACAAGUUAAAUAAUUGCCAUUGGGGGGCUGCAUUAUUUAAUUGGUGUUAAACACAAAGACAACAAAAAUAACUUCUUCUCCCUACGUAUGUGCGUUACUGGUUAGAUCAUCACAAAGCCACAUUAGACUCAGUAACUGCAUUUAUUCCGCUGACGUCUGUCGCAGUUGGAUCGUCCAGAAGUUCAUAUCUAUCAAACGUCCAUCAUAUUGUUAGAGAUGGCGAAUUAAUAUCGUUUAGUCUUCCCCGCAUGUUUUCGUCAUUUCCUGUUUAGCAAGCCCACAGAGUGAUAGCAGACUGUGCAAGCGUGUUGGUCCCUAAAACAACUUGAGACUUUGUUAUGACGUUUAUUGUGUACGAAUUUGACGUGUCAGUGACUUAAAGUACAAUAAUUUUUUGACAUGAACCCGAGAUUGAACAAUCACUAGACAUGUUAGUGGUGAUACUGUGUUGUAUGAUGAAAAUCGUGGAGUUCACCACGGGAAAACCCGUUGCCAAUCCGAAUCCAAAGCCAAAACCAAAGCCCAGAAAGCGGGUCAGGCGAAGGCAUGGAAGAAAAGAUAGAGCUAUGUCCGAGGUGGGAGUUGGCAUCCGGGCAAGUCCGGACUCGGACUGCAACAGCAACCACCCCGGAUCCGCCAGCUACUUGAGCAACACGUCUUCCCAGGACAUCGACUUUAUACAGGACAAUUCAGAUUAUCAAUGGUUUUUGGACUAUGGAUACAGAGAUGGGGGCAUAAAUCACCAUACAAGCAUCCUUUCACUUCCGGAAUCAUAUGAAGCUGCAGAUAUCAACUACUAUGACGCCAUCGCGAAAAAUAUGGACGCCAAUCUGGCUGAAGCUGAUAUGGAAAGUUUCAAAACGGAAGAUAUUCAUGCACUUUUGACCAAUCUACCGCCCAUGUGCACCGACCAUCUAAGUCAAGAGACCAACAGACAAGGAGAGUGUUAUGCAAGUGUGUCAGGAUCUAUGAUGGGCAAAUUUGAUUUGGACAGCUCCAUCAGUCCACACAGUAGUUCGCAAGGUGAUGAAUCUGCAAAUUCCACAUCGAUGUCCAUUUGUAAAUCGGAACUGCUCUUCAGUCCGGUUAAAGAAACUCCAAUGCCAGGAGUUAACUUCAGUGUGGACUCCUUGGACUGCGACAUGAUGCUCACUUGUCAGGCAAAUAAGGAUAACUAUACCAUUGCUUUCGAAGGAUCAGUUAUUAUGGAUUCAGAAGACAGCGAUUAUAAUGCUGCUGAUAAGGCCAACCAGCAUACGUCCAGUACACAUUGGCCAGUCAAAUCGCAGACAAACAACCUAAAAAAUUUGGAUGCAUCAAUGACGCAAUCGGAUUCCGGCAGCUUCACAACGUGGAGCAACCUGAAGAAGAGGUCCAGCGAUAAUCAGUUGAGGAGACUUCCAUCUGGGAACAAUAACAAUUCUGGCGAUGACGCCAGUCAUUUGGGACUUACCGAGAUGGCGGCCAAAAGCCAGAGUUUACCCAAUUUGUACAAGCAGAAGAUGCGAAUGGCAAGAAGUGGACACACCAAGACCCAUAGCAAUAGUUCGACGGAACAAUGUACAAUAAAAAGGAAACCAGUGAAGGUAUUCGACAUUCAACAUCAGAUCAAUAGCGACAGUGUGAGUCUAUCAGACAUGGCAACUUCAGUUGAUGCUAGUUCAAGUGAAAAUGUAAACAAUAGACCACACAAUUUCAAUUUGGUCAAAUUGUUCAUGAAACAAAAAAGUAUGAGCACUGAAGGAAUGUCGACAACCUUAGAUCAACUAUCAUCUACAGAAAAUUGGCCAGCUAGUCAGUCUGGAGAAAGUAACUCUUCAGAUUCAAAGGCACUUGAUCACAAGAAUCUUGAAAUGAGUACUGAUCAAAGGACGAACGAAAGUAGCGUAAGAACAUACGAUUUAAUAGCUGAAGAACCUGAGGAUGAAUCAAAAAGUGAGUCUAUUGAACAACUCUCAGACAGUAUAAGCAAACUAGAUCUAAGGACUAGUUCCGAACCCAGACAUAACGUGAAUAACAACAACAGCUUUGGAUCUGAUGUUAGACCAAAGGCUCCUUCACCACAAAGAAUCCUUACUGGUCUCACUAAGCACGAGCUAAUGAACAGAAGUAUUCAAACGUCACACUUUUCCGAGGUAGCAAACUUAAAAACCAAGCCUCAUCCCUUGAAAGUCAAACCUGAAAUAAAGGUAGUGGAGCCAUCUUUCCUGAGUAAAUUGAAAAAAGAAGGGGAAGUAGAGAAGCCAGUUUACAUAUUGUACCCGAACUACGUUUUACCUAACCUGGACUUCUUGAACGAGAAGAGAGAAGACAUAUCUAAAGUUUUGUUGGUACCCCAGAGAGCACCAAAAGUUGUGUCAGCAAGUAAAUCUAGGCCAUUCAGUUGUAAUGAUUUAGAAUCAUUGAAACGAAAGGGUUUCGGUCAUGUAAAAGAUUGGGAUUCACUAAACUUCCUUUUGCCUCAAGAAUACAAGAAAAUUUUAUCGGAAGUGCCAGAAAUUUCCGAACAUAUUAAAGUCAACCACAAGGAAAAUCCCACAUUCAUGCGACAAAAGUUCAGGCAAAGACCGGUUAGCUGCGAUGUAAAUUCCUUAAAUCAAAACAAUACUUCUUCCAGUUCAAGUACAGCUACUCAACCCAGUUCCGGUUAUAGGGGUUCUUCGACCAUCUUGACUGAUUCUCAAGGAAGUCCUGCCCCAACAACAAAUUUAAAUCCAUUAUUCGUGUAUAGAUACGAUAGUGUGACAAGUUCUGAGGCCAGUUUGAUGACGAGUGAAAGACAAAGGAGUACCACAACAACUGCGGCACCACCCCUACCUGUCAGAUGCGUCAGCUUGCCGCACGGUGAUAGCGUUCCACCAAGACCCCCAUUACCCAGAAGCAUUCUUCGCAAGGGUUCUGAUGUAAUUAAACGCUAUAGCAUGUAUGAAACCAGUGAAGAGGAAAACGUUGAAGACAAUACAUAUAAAAGGAAAUCUCUUCAAGAACCAUAUUACUUGCAAAGAAAUAAACGUUUUUCUGAAACAGAAGAUGAAGGUGUGGAUGCAGGCACUUCAAGUAGUAGCUUAGAUGAACAUCCAGAAGCUAUUCCUCAUCAUAAAACCGAUUUUCUGUUGUCAAAUAUUAGUAGUGAAGAACUCGCUCAAUUCGAAGAAUUCUUGAAAAUAAGCGGCAUUUCUACGUCAGACCAUGAAGAGCACACAGAAGAAAGUCUGCUUCAAUUAAGAUCAUAUGUAAGCAAAUUUCUAUCAUUAAAAAUCAACCAGGAUGGAUCAGAUCAUUUCGGGGGCAAGAAGUCCGUCAGUUUCGCCGAGAAAGUUAACGUAUUACCUAAACACCUAGAAUCAAAACAUUUUUACCCUCCCAACAAUUCUCCCAAUGUUUCUGCCUUUUUGCAUCAAAAGAAUUAUUACUCUAAAAAUCUUGCUGAUAUGCCUAUUUGUGAAGAAAGUGAAGGCAGCCCAAAUUAUUCUAGUCCUCAAACUACCCCAGUCCAUUUGGCUAAAAUUGGCCCACACAAUAGUCUUGUACAAAAGAGUUCCCUGAUAGGGGCCGUAACUGACGCAGUAGAGCAACUAAUGCAUCACUUUUCACCUGCUUCGAAUCAACAGGAAUUAAACGCAUUAGGAGAUUCAUCAAUGAAUCCGGCUUGUGCUAAAUUGGCUUUGACUACUUUGUGUCCGGCAUUGUACGCAGUAUUAAGCGACGGUCUCAAACCCAGUUUGGAAACUAGCUUUGGUGCUAUCAAUAAUUCCGUCUGGCAAGUAGUUGAAGCUUCGGCUCAACAAGGCCCGCUGACUAAAGCUUUAAAUGAUUUGGUAAUGCGCAUCAACAGCGAAGACAUUAUUACCGAAGGUCUAGUCAAGUUCAAUGCGUUCGUUUUCGGACUACUUAAUGUCAGGUCACUGGAUGCCUGGACCAGUUACCUGAGAACAAGGGAAAGUGUGCUAAGGAAGCAUUACACUGGAGAUUCAUUACUACUGAUGUCUCAUACUGGGGGACCAAACAUUAGAUCUCUUUUAGACAAUAUGAUUGCUGCACUUAGACCACUAGCAUUCUUGCCAUUCCAAUUGGAUUUACUUUACGAGUACAGGGAAUUGCACAUGAGCUUUAAAAGGAUGGAUUCCUAUCAUCAACCAGUGAGUCCUACUCAUAAGCAUUCACCUUCACCAAAUUUCAAACAAUUCAACUCGGCUAAACUUGGAUUAUCAUCUCACAGUAACAGAUCAAACUCAGAUACAGAUGAAAUUUCGGCAGCUACAACUGUGAGAAAUUAUCAGCUGUAUGAUGAAGUUAUGCCAGAUCUGGUAAAUUCGUCCUGCAAAGUAAAAUGCCGAGGAGAGAAAGAACGACCAAGGUCAUGUGUAGAACCUGGAGUUCUGUCACAGCCCAGUUUUAAAUUAGGAGAAGACGUUACCAGCGUAGAUAAAAAGCGGUGGUCGGGAAUCGCCUUGAAUUCAAAACUAUAUCAAGCUUAUGAUAGGUUAGCAAAGGAAGAGGAGGAAUAUACGGACAGCUUGGAAACACCAUGCUCGUCAGGAGACGCCAAACCAGAGGAUAAAAAGUUAACGCUUGUAAUGCAAGAAGAACAACCCGAAUCGCUCGAUUCCAACUUCUCAGAUGAAAAACCGUUGAACGGUAAACGUUUUAAGAAGUUACAACAAAAAUGGGAAAUGCUGAGCGGCAAGGACUCUCAAGAAUCACCUCCUUUGUCACCUACAAGCACUCCAAACAAAUCGAAAAUACCCAGGUUGAUACCCUCUCCCGUAAAAUCGGGAAUUCCCGUACUUAUGUCCAAUAUGAAGAAUGUAAAAAAAGUAGUCACACCACCAGGUCCUGGAAAAUCAAUACCCGCCCCAUCCAAGAUUAGUGUUAAGAAUUCGCCUGCAAAGAAAAUCGGUCCAAGAACUAGCAGAGUUGAUCAGUUGGAUAACCCUCAAGACACCCCAAGGAAUGUAUCAAGACCUAGCAGUUUACCGUAUAAGGUAACGACGCCAAAUGGAAAAAAUACAAAGGUUACACCUCCAAGAAGGGCAGCCUCAAGUUCAUUAAAUCGAAAACCAGUUACCCGAACUACUACACCAAAAGUGGUAAGGACAUUGUCACAUAGAUUGCCCUCAGAGAGUGGACACUUAUCAUUCAAUGAGGGAGAAAAGCUCAAAGUUGUUUUAGAAGUAGAUGAAAAAUGGUUGUUAUGUUGCAGGGGUACACAAAAGGGUUUAGUACCUAAGUCAGCUGUAAUAGCUGACUCGGGUAGAUUCUGAAUUUUAUUUACGAGAAUGUAAAUAUAACCAAAAUGCUUUUGAAUUGUAAAUUUUUAUACAGACUGGACUUGUGAUGUAUUAAAUAUUUAAAUAGGGUGUAUUUUUAAACUCUGCUAGUUUGGAGUAAUAUUGUUAUAUGAGUAUUACCAAUUGUUGCUGCUUAUUAUUGUUGUGAGCAUGUUGAUAUUUAUUUUAUUGAUAUUAUCGAAUUUUAUUUAUAAAGUUAUACAACUUUUUAAUUUUUAAAUCUGCUUUUGAACGAAAAUAUUAUCUACUACAUUAAAAGUACUUAAAUAGUCAAAUAUUUAGCUUGCUUUAAUUUUUCUUGUAUGAUACAAUACUAUAUUUUUGUUCACAUUAUGUCAAACUCUAUUUUUUUAGUUUCUCUUACAAACUGAAAAAACAUAGUUUGCCAUAAUUGGCACACUAUAACAGAUUUACACAAAAAAUUACUAACAUAUCACCUGACUCUUUUACUUCGAAUCGGUGGUUGGGUUCUUUUCUUUUAACGAUUUAAUUUAUUUGUAUCAGUUGACGAAUACAUUACUAACAAACCUCUCCAAUACAUUCCAAUCCAAACAAAUUAAUUCGGUAUUUGUAUUCGAUUUUACUUUUGAUGCUGAAACCCGUUUUAACAACCCUUCCCUUUAUCCAUUCCCGUGCAUGUUAACAAACCGAGCAGCAUCUUAAGUGAACAAUUGAUACGAGUAAAAUAAAUCUUGAUUUCUCACUGAUGUCUUGUACUUACCUCAGUAUAAGUCAGACUGUGUAGAAAGCACGUUUUAUUUGAAAGGUAUGUUCAGGGAUAGAACGAAUAUAUGAUUUCAUUUGUAGCACAAGAGCAUACAAGUGGCCAGAGUAUUAUAAAUACCCUGUGGAUCCAACCAGUGCUCGAAUAAUUUAACUAACAUUUCUCUUCCUACUAAUAUUUCUUGCUUAACAUUUCCUUUGCGUAGAUUUGUUGUGGUGUAUUGAUAUUAUCGAAUGUAUAUUGUUCGAAUGUGAUACAUAGAUUUUUUUAUUAAAGCUUCUUGUAAUUUUCGUAGCUGUAUGUAUAUUAGUCUAAUCUAGAACAUUUAAAUAAUCAACAGCAUCAAAUAAUAAUAAAAAUGUGUAAAGAUACCAAAAAAUGUAUGACCGAGGCCUUUGUAAUAGUUUAUUGUAAAUCAAUAAGUUAAACAUUUAACUAAUAAUUACUUAUUUACAGUACUAUUCAUUAAGUUAAUUUAUGUGUAUAUAUUGAAUCGAUUGUGAUGUAUAUAUUACCAAAGUUCGAUCGAACGAAUUCCGAUAUUCCAAUGAAUUAUUUACUGUUGGAAGCAAUUUUACAUUUAUUAUUGUUUCGUCAUUAGGUGCCAUAAACACCCUCGUCAUUAUUUAAGUUAUGUAUAAAUCUAUAUAUUAGGUUUAGGAUAAUAAUAGAAAAUAGAAAAGUGUAAUUCACUCGUAAUAAAAAUUAUAACGAUAAAAUAA
Messenger RNA from Aethina tumida (small hive beetle), 7016 nucleotides. RefSeq lists its product as uncharacterized. Gene Ontology annotation, molecular function: protein binding. NCBI's taxonomy places the organism in Eukaryota, Metazoa, Arthropoda, Insecta, Coleoptera, Nitidulidae. The transcript has 11 exons. Gene Ontology annotation, cellular component: cytoplasmic vesicle. The coding region runs from base 708 to 5543 and encodes 1611 amino acids. The record is from RefSeq and is a predicted model, not a curated record.